UGAAAAAUACAGUAAUUUGUUGCUAGCAAAAAAGUGUGUGCGUUAACAUGAUUUUGGCGCUCAGAAAUGCUAUCAACGGCGCGAGGGCCUUUUCUAGCACAGCAAACACACUGGGUCGCAACUAUAGACAUGUGGUUGAUCGCCAACUGAAGAAGAAAGUGGAAUACAAAGUUGGUGAUUUGAAGCCAAGAAACUUGAGAAUCCCUUCUGAACCACCUAAGUAUCCGCCCUACCCCUACGGGGAGUCUCCUAUUUUUAAAAGAAGUAAUCGCGGACUGUUUGGUGGUCAGUUCAUCGUUUUUGGAAACAAAGUCUCGGAACAUAAAAACAGGGCACGCAGAACAUGGCUUCCGAACGUGGUGAAGAAAAAACUAUGGUCCGAGGCUCUGAACAAAUUGGUGCCUCUUAAGCUGACUGCACGUGUUUUGAGAACAAUCACAAAGGAGGGAGGUCUGGAUAACUAUCUCACGAAGGAUAAGAAAGCUAGAAUCAAGGAAUUAGGUCCUUUCGGAUGGAGACUCAGAUACGAUGUCUUGAUGGCCCAGGAACGUGCCAAAAAAGCUAGCGUGAAGAACUACGAGGUGUUGAGUGACGCGAAUGGAAACGAGAUUAAAGUAUACUUCAAAGGAACGUACAACGGAGAGUCGGUUUCUUUGUUGGUUGGCAGAAGAAAGCUUCUACAGAAACUGUAUCCCUUGGUGAAGCUGCACACGCCAGGAAACCUCAGAUAUGCCGCAUUCAACAACAGACGCAAGAACGCACCUUUUGACGAGCUUCUCAAAGAGUUAGAGCACUACAAGGUGGACCUGAGCGACGUUAUCGUGAAAUAGAUCAUAUGUACAUAGACAUCCGUACACGGAAAGUAUCACAAUAUUAUGUGAUGACAAAAUUUCACAGUCACGGACAGUGGUGUAGGGGGUAGCGUUCAAGGGGUGGUUCAAAUUCGUCAGAAACCCGUACUGUAGGAUGGCAGACAUUGGUACUGAAUAUGAAAAUUUUCACAGAAAUUGAAAGAAUACACUUUACACAUCGAAAUGGCUAAGUCUGGUAUCGCUGCUGGUUUGAACAAAGGUCACAAGGUUGAGGCCAAGGAAGUUGCUCCAAAGAUUUCCUACAGAAAGGGCGCUCUAUCCAAGAGAACUGCUUUCGUGAGAUCUCUCGUCAGAGAAGUCGCUGGUCUCGCCCCAUACGAAAGAAGAGUCAUCGAGCUCAUCAGAAACGCUGGUGAGAAGAGAGCCAAGAAGCUCGCCAAGAAGAGACUCGGUACUCAGAAGAGAGCUAAGGCCAAGGUUGAGGAGAUGAACAAGAUCAUUGCUGAAUCUAGAAGACACUAAUUGCACAGUAUUUGAUACGAGCUAAUAAAAUA
Molecule: messenger RNA, 1366 nt
Organism: Ogataea polymorpha
Lineage: Eukaryota; Fungi; Ascomycota; Pichiomycetes; Pichiales; Pichiaceae
Exons: 2
Coding region: 48-830 (260 amino acids)
Cellular component (GO): mitochondrial large ribosomal subunit
Molecular function (GO): structural constituent of ribosome
Source: RefSeq, a predicted model, not a curated record